AUGCAUGCGGUCUCACCAUCAGAUUGGCCGCUGCUCUGGCUCGCAUGGGCAUUGUUCAUAUGGUUGAAUCCGUUACCAAUAUUUUUCAGGUCAUCUCGAUACUGGCUUUUGAAGAAUUUGUACAGACAGCUGACGUCUGGUGUGCGGCGCGUUGAGUUUCAGGACUUCUGGAUGGGAGAUCAGUUUUGCAGCCUUGUCUUCACGCUUGGCGACCUGUGGUUCGUCGGAUGCGCAUACAGCCAUGCACUGAAGAAUUGGCGUAUUUGCACAACGGGGGCGAAUUGGGCACCAAUGUUCGCCAUAGCGGUGCUACCAUUCUUUGUCCGCUUCGUUCAGAGUAUCAGGCGCUGGGCGGAUUCCAAGCAGCUGAUGCACCUCGUCAACGCGGGUAAAUAUGGCACCGGCAUUAUUUACUAUUUGACAUAUUAUCUGUGGAGGCAGCAUGGAGGUGGACGCGGCCCCAGAUUUGUCGCAUGGUGCAUUCUGGGCGUGUUCUAUGCUGGCUAUGCUGGAGCCUGGGACAUCCUCAUGGAUUGGUCGCUCAUGCAACGUCACGCGAAGUAUCGCUUUCUCCGCUCAGAGCUUAUCUACACUUCUCAUGUACCCUUGUAUUACGUAGCAAUAGUUGCCAACAUUAUAAUCCGCUACGAGUUCCUGAUGUACAUACCGGAAAAAGGAGUGAACUACGUAAUCAGAACAUUCAUUGCUGCUAUGCUAGAGAUGCUGCGGAGAUGGCAAUGGAACUUUCUGCGGCUUGAGAACGAACAUAUCGGUAACAUGGACCAGUACCGAGUUACAAGAGAAGUUCCCCUCCCAUACUCCUUUGACCACCAGAGUCACGACUCGGAUGGCGGUGAUGAAGAUGAUGAGGUGGAAAGAACUAGCAUUUCGACUCGUUCUUGGCGUCGGCGGAAGGUAAACACUCCAUCGGUGGGAGCAGUUGAAGUUGAAGACAAUCAUGAGCAGUAG
This is a messenger RNA of Laetiporus sulphureus 93-53, 969 nucleotides long. Its product is annotated as EXS-domain-containing protein. Gene Ontology annotation, cellular component: plasma membrane; cytoplasm; Golgi apparatus. The transcript has 9 exons. The coding region runs from base 1 to 969 and encodes 322 amino acids. The record is from RefSeq and is a predicted model, not a curated record. Gene Ontology annotation, molecular function: inositol hexakisphosphate binding. Gene Ontology annotation, biological process: cellular response to phosphate starvation; phosphate ion transport. Lineage: Eukaryota; Fungi; Basidiomycota; Agaricomycetes; Polyporales; Laetiporaceae.